This is a messenger RNA of Hyaloscypha bicolor E, 1119 nucleotides long. RefSeq lists its product as uncharacterized. Lineage: Eukaryota; Fungi; Ascomycota; Leotiomycetes; Helotiales; Hyaloscyphaceae. The record is from RefSeq and is a predicted model, not a curated record. Bases 1 to 1119 code for a protein of 372 amino acids. Gene Ontology annotation, biological process: U4 snRNA 3'-end processing; U1 snRNA 3'-end processing; U5 snRNA 3'-end processing. Gene Ontology annotation, cellular component: nuclear exosome (RNase complex); cytoplasmic exosome (RNase complex). The transcript is spliced from 2 exons.
AUGGCGCCAUCAGCCACCCAACAGGUUCUCCUGAGCCCUGCAGAGCUCUCAUACCUCCAUACAUCCCUCUCACUCACCCCGACAAUCCGCCCUGAUGGCCGUACACCGAGCCAAUUCCGACCCUUGAUCGCAGAGACGGACAUCUUGCCAGGCACAAAUGGUAGCGCGCGUAUCUGUUUCGCCGACGGGACAGAAGCAAUUGUGGGAAUCAAAGCAGAGGUGGAGAAAUCUCGGCCAAGCUACCAAGACCAGAACAUCGGCGGAGACGACGAUGACGAGGAAGAUGAGGACACAAGGAGAAGUGAGAAAGAGGCAGAACAGAAGAAGGGGUUGAAUGAAUGGGUUGAGAUGAGCGUGGAGAUUCCUGGCUUUAGAGAUGAUGACCCGAUGCCGGUUUUCUUGGCGGCGAUGAUCAGUGAGGCGUUGCUUGCUGACGGGGAGUUUACGAGGCGGUUGUGGAUCAAUAGGAGGUUUCAUUGGAAGUUGUAUUUGGAUAUUCUGUUGCUCUCGCAGCCACUGUCGUAUCCUCUGCCGCUGCUGUCUCUCACCACUCAUCUUGCUUUACUUUCUACAAGACUGCCAAAGUUAAAGUCAGAGCAAGAUGAGGAUCCACUAUUCGACGAUGACUGGGAAGCUUCUCUCUUUCUCUAUCCACGGACUACCGAAACUACUAGUGCUCGUCCACCUGUCACGCUUCUAGUUAUGGCUGUGAAGGACAACAUUAUUUUCGAUCCGUGCAAGGAGGAGCUUGCUGUUGCGGAAGUGGUACUGGCUGUCUCAAUUGGAGAGAGAUCUCAUGGAGUUGGAGGAGUUGGCAUGGAUAUUGAUGCUGGAAAGAGCAGAGAUUUGAGAUUGUUGGCUGUUAGGACUAUUGAUCCACCGUCAAGGCUGACGCCUCCUGGAGUACCGAAUGCGUCGAACACUGCUACAGGAGGUACAGCUGCUACAACGGAGCAGACAUCGACUCAGCGGGAGACCUUGGAUGAAGAAGGCGUUUGGCAGCCUCCGAGAGGUGGAGCCAAGAGGAAGUUGAUUGCUGCCAUGAUAAAAAAAGUGCUAGAACAAGGAGGCGUUGCGGAGGACGUAUUGGAGGGUCUUGAGGCGGUAGAGUUGGGCUAG